Bombus pyrosoma is the source of this 1120-nucleotide messenger RNA. Its product is annotated as mitochondrial thiamine pyrophosphate carrier-like. Gene Ontology annotation, molecular function: thiamine transmembrane transporter activity. The record is from RefSeq and is a predicted model, not a curated record. Bases 170 to 1111 code for a protein of 313 amino acids. Gene Ontology annotation, cellular component: mitochondrial inner membrane. The transcript is spliced from 5 exons. NCBI's taxonomy places the organism in Eukaryota, Metazoa, Arthropoda, Insecta, Hymenoptera, Apidae. Gene Ontology annotation, biological process: thiamine pyrophosphate transmembrane transport.
UUAUUAUAUUUAUAAUUAUAUCAAAAGUAUUCAUCUAAUCAUUUAUGUAUUAUCCAUAUACUCAAGGUUAUAUUUAUUUUAUGGGCAUAAUAAUUAUUGUGAACAGAUGUGGAUUCUGAUUUUUCUACUAAGAAUAAUUUAGUCUAUUAAGUACCAAGUUUAGAAAAUAAUGGACACUUCGUCAAAAGCUAAUAGUAACAAUUUGGAACAUGCUAUAGCAGGAGGUGUUAGUAGUUUUGUAACACGGUUUGCUUGUCAACCUUUCGAUGUUGUGAAAAUUAGAUUUCAGUUACAAGUUGAACCUAUUGCUAACCAUCAUGUUAGUAAAUAUCACUCUUUACUACAAGCAUUUUACUUAAUAUUUAAGGAAGAAGGUAUUUCAGCUUUUUGGAAAGGACAUGUACCUGCUCAAUUACUUUCAGUUAUAUACGGGACUAGCCAGUUUUAUUCAUAUAAUGUGCUUAUACAUAAGCUUCAUAAUUUUUCAUUACUAAAUGAAUGGAAAUAUUCAACAAAGUUUGUAGCUGGUGCAGGUGCUGGUUUUAUAGCUACAACUAUAUCAUUUCCUUUCGAUACAUUAAGAACCAGAUUAGUAGCACAAUCAAAUAAUCAUGUAAUCUAUAAAGGAAUUUGUCAUUCUUGCAGUUGUAUAAUACGACAUGAAUCUCCAAAGGCUCUUUUUUAUGGAUUAUUACCGACUUUAUUGCAAAUUGUGCCACAUGCAGGUUUUCAAUUUGCAUUUUAUACAUUUUUCAGUGAUAUGUAUAAGAAAUAUUACGAUGAAACUGAUACUAGUUUUUUCAAUUCUGUAAUAUCUGGUAGUACAGCUGGUCUAUUAGCUAAAACUGCAGUAUAUCCAUUUGAUCUUAGUAGGAAAAGGUUACAAAUACAAGGAUUCAAAAAUGGUAGAAAAGGUUUUGGUACUUUUUUUGAAUGUAAAGGACUUAUAGAUUGUUUAAAAUUAACUAUAAGAAAGGAAGGAGUGAAAGGACUAUUUAAAGGUUUAGUACCAUCUCAAUUGAAAGCUAGUAUGACAACAGCAUUGCAUUUUACGAUAUAUGAGCAAAGCUUAAUAGUGUUAAGAGCCUUGAGAUUAUAUAUUUCGGAAUAGUGAAGUUAU